AUGUCUGCGCCAUUCAUACCUAUGGUCCCGCCUCCCUUGCCGCCCAAUUGGACUGAACACAUCGGUCCUACAGGGCAGCCCUACUACUACAACUCCGUGACCCAAGAGUCGACAUAUGUUCGUCCUAUGCCAACAUUCCCCAUCCUCCCUCAAACUGCAAUGGCAGCUCCGGCUGUUCCGGCCAAGAAGAAGAAAGAGAAGCCUCUCAUCAAGACACCCAUCCCGAAUACGGAUUGGUUACGCGUCGUGACCACAGAGGGAAACGUGUUCUAUACGCACAAGGUCGAGAAGAGGAGUGUGUGGACAGUGCCGGAUGAGAUCCGCGAGGCCGUCCAGGCGUUGGAACGUGAGGAGGCUGAACGACGCAUCAGAGAAGAGCAGGAAGCGAAGGAGAAGGUGGAGAAGAAGGCCAGGAGUGCGCAGGAAGAACAAUUGAGAGAGGUCGAGAGGAUAAAGUCAGAGGUGGAGGAGAUGGUUGGGAAGCGGAAGGCGGAAGAAGCGGUCCCGCUCAACGAAGUGGUGAUCACGAAGAAGACAAAGAUGGAAGGAGCGGAUGAGGAAGAAGAAGAAGAGGAAGAGAGCGAAGAGGAAGAAGAAGAAGAGUGGCAGCGAGAAGCCGCUGCACAACUCGCUGCGGAGGCAGAGGAGGAGAAGAAGAAGCAGGAGGAAGCGAAGAAGUGGCAGGAGGAGCACGAGGAGGAGGAAGCAAAGAAAAUGAAGGAAGCCGAAAAGGCUAAGGGACAACCGCAGAUCAAAAUGCCCGAACGGGUUGACCUGUCUCUUGACGAAGCUAAGGCUCUGUUCAAAACCCUCCUGCGGGAGAAGGACAUCAACCCUCUUCACCCAUGGGACACUUCUCUCCCGCUAUUCAUAUCCGAUCCGCGCUAUGUCCUCCUGCCUUCGGUGUCGGCGAGGAAGGAGGCUUUUGAUGAAUACUGCCGCGAUCGCGCGCGCGAGCUCCGACAGUCCAACGUGAAGAAAGAGAAGGAGGUCGCAAAUCCCAAGGAGGAGUUCGAGCGCCUUUUGAGAGACGAGGUGAAAAGCACACGCAUGAGCUGGACAGAGUGGCGAAGGCAAUGGAAGAAGGACAGGCGGUUCUAUGGGUGGGGGCGGGAUGACAGAGAGCGGGAGAAACGCUUCAGGGAAUAUCUGAAAGAGCUAGGAGAAAAGAAGCGCGCUGCUGCUCAGAAUGCGGAGGCGGAAUUCUUCGCUCUUAUCAGAGAGACUGGUAUCGCGAAACUGGGCGCAGCGUGGAAAGAAGUGAAACGAAAGAUUGUUGAAGACGUGCGGUAUGGUGCUGUUGGUUCCUCGUCAUUGCGCGAGGAGCUCUUCAACACGUACUUGAAAGCUCACGGCGCAGAUGCAACGCCAGAGCCAAUUCCAAACAAGGAAGCUGACGAGUCGGUCCACAAUCUGUCCCAAGAUAGUCAUAUGCCAGAAGAAGAAGACGCAGAGCGUGAACGAAAGAAACGCGAGAGGAAAGAACGUGCUGUGCAGGAUCGAGAACAGAGGGUCAGGGCGGAGCGCAGCAAGGUGGAAGCCGACAUUGAUCGCUCAAGGAUGGGUUUGAACAAAGAGGAAGGCGAGCUGGAGUUCAGGACAAUGCUUGUCGAUGCAAUCAGAGACCCACAGAUGACCUGGGAUGCCGCGCUCCCACAACUUAGGACCGAUCCUCGUUUCACACUUUCACCUCUACCGCUGAACCAGCAAAUUCAUAUAUUCCACGCUCACGUUGCGGCAUUGCGAUCCAAGUACCUGGACAGCCUGCACGCCUUAUUCGCAUCGCAUUCUCCUUCACUCGCAUCGCCCUUCACGGAUCUCCCCGUCUCUUCCCUUGUCGCUUCGCAGCCUGCCACAAAGCUCGGCUUUGACGUCGAACAAAUCGAGCAGGAAUACGAUAAGUGGCAGCGGCAGCGGACGCACGAGGCGCGACUUGCAUUUGAUCAGAUGCUCAGCGAGAAUGCAUUUAUCGAGUUCUGGGGCCGGCUCGGCAAAAUUGGCGGCAAGGGUGUGGACGAGGGUAUUAAGGCGGAUGACCUCGGCGACAACGCGGAAGAGGAGCAGGUGGACAUGAAGGCUCUCGCGAAAAACGUAGAUCUGAACGAGAUAGUGAAGGUGCUAAAGAAUGACAAGCGGUAUUUGAUUUUUGACCACAUCCCAGAGGAGCGGGAACGGUGGCUGCGGGAUUAUCUGGCACAGCUGCCGCCGCCGAAGCUAUCAGUUCACGUUUCAUAG
Molecule: messenger RNA, 2235 nt
Organism: Laetiporus sulphureus 93-53
Lineage: Eukaryota; Fungi; Basidiomycota; Agaricomycetes; Polyporales; Laetiporaceae
Exons: 9
Coding region: 1-2235 (744 amino acids)
Cellular component (GO): nucleus
Molecular function (GO): RNA polymerase binding; transcription coregulator activity
Source: RefSeq, a predicted model, not a curated record